ACCUUUGACCUGACCCAUCCCAACAUGCAGCUUGAUAAACAUGGCCGCCAAUUUUAAACUUUUGUGACAAGCGAUGUGCAUUUUGGCCUUAAAAUCCACUAGAACGAGGAAUGAUACCGAAUUGAAGAAAUCUGACUUGAACCUUGAUUAUUGUUGGCAACAUAGAGCAGCUACAUGACACAGUCCAUAGUGGUUCAAGUUGGCCAAUGCGGAAACCAGAUUGGUUGUCGCUUCUGGGACCUGGCUCUCAGAGAACAUGCCAGCACAAAUAAGAGUGGCACAUUUGAUGAACCUCUGAGCAGCUUCUUCAGGAAUGUGGAUGCCAGGUACUCUGAACCACUGGACAUCCCGGUGGGGCGGGGCAGGGACAAAAUCUGCAACCUGAAAGCCAGGGCAGUUCUGGUAGACAUGGAGGAGGGUGUGGUGAGUGAGAUCCUGAAGGGACCCCUGGGGGAUGUGUUCGACCACAGGCAGCUCAUUACUGACGUCUCCGGAUGUGGGAAUAACUGGGCUGUGGGCCACAUGAUGUACGGUAGUAUGUACAGAGAGCAGAUCUCUGAAGCCAUCAGGAGAACAGCAGAGAUGUGUGACUGUCUGCAGUGUUUCUUUACUCUGCACUCCAUGGGGGGAGGUACUGGCUCAGGUGUGGGGACCUUCAUAUUGAACCUUCUUGAAGAGGAGUAUCCUGAAGUGUACAGAUUCACCACGGCUGUGUACCCAUCAGCAGAAGAUGAUGUCAUCACCUCCCCGUACAACAGUGUGCUGGCCAUGCACCAGCUCACUGAACAUGCUGACUGUGUGCUGCCCAUAGAGAACCAGUCCCUUGUUGAUAUCUUUAACAUGGUGAACCAGGCAGCCAGUAAAACUAGCAAGAUCUCCUCGACAAGCAAGGUCAAAGGUGGCAGCACCGUGACCUCUGACACGGGCGGGAUCAAAGGUCAGGAGAAGCCGUUUGACAAGAUGAACAACAUCGUAGCCAACCUUCUGCUGAACUUGACAAGCUCCUCCAGGUUUGAGGGUGCCCUGAACGUGGACUUGAACGAGAUCACCAUGAACCUGGUGCCGUUCCCCAAGCUGCACUACCUGGUGUCCAGCCUCAGUCCUCUGUACCACCUGGCAGACGUCAGCCUACCUCUCAGGAAGCUAGACCAGAUGUUCUCGGAUGCCUUUACAAAGGAGUACCAGCUGAUCAGUGCGGACCCCAGACACAGCCUGUACCUGGCCUGUGCACUAAUGGUGCGGGGGAACGUGGCAGUGUCAGACAUCAGGAGGAACAUUGACAGGUUGAAGCCUUCUCUACAGUUCAUCCAUUGGAACCAGGAAGGCUGGAAGACAGGUCUGUGUUCUGUACCCCCUGUAGGCCAACCCUACUCCCUGCUGGCCCUGGCUAACAACUCCUGCAUCAGGCACACUUUCACCAACCUCAGGGACAGGUUCCACAAACUAUACAAGAGGAAGGCCCAUCUCCACCACUACACCAAUGUGGAUGGCAUGGAGGCAGCACAGUUCUCCCAGGCUCUGGAGUCGCUCACAGGCCUGGUCAAGGAGUAUGAGCAGCUGGAGGGCACCAUGGGAAGGGUACACGAGGGGGCACCUCGGUUACAGGUGGCCUCCUGAUGCACCAUGGGAAGGGUACACGAGGGGGCACCUCGGUUACAGGUGGCCUCCUGAUGCACCAUGGGAAGGGUACACCAGGGGGCACCUCGGUUACAGGUGGCCUCCUGAUGCACCAUGGGAAGGGUACACGAAGGGGCACCUUAUGUAUAUAGAGAUCUGUACAAGUAAAACUCAAAGUGACAGGCAAUCAGUGCAUGUGGAAAUGUGUAUAUUGCAUAUAGAUGUGUACAUUGCAUACAAACACAAUGUAAAACCUGGUGGUAUAUACUGUAUAUAGCUCAUCACGCCACAUAAAAGUCUUGACAGUUAUUUUUAAUGUUAAUACUACUUGUACGGUUGUAGAUAUUCUUGUACAAAGAUUGAAAUACUGUACAUCAAGUCGUUUGGUACUGUAAUAUAUGAGAAGUUU
Molecule: messenger RNA, 2026 nt
Organism: Branchiostoma floridae (Florida lancelet)
Lineage: Eukaryota; Metazoa; Chordata; Leptocardii; Amphioxiformes; Branchiostomatidae
Product: tubulin epsilon chain-like
Exons: 14
Coding region: 175-1617 (480 amino acids)
Biological process (GO): microtubule cytoskeleton organization; mitotic cell cycle
Cellular component (GO): microtubule; cytoplasm
Molecular function (GO): structural constituent of cytoskeleton; GTP binding
Source: RefSeq, a predicted model, not a curated record